Molecule: messenger RNA, 1849 nt
Organism: Bombina bombina (fire-bellied toad)
Lineage: Eukaryota; Metazoa; Chordata; Amphibia; Anura; Bombinatoridae
Product: zinc finger protein OZF-like
Exons: 9
Coding region: 347-1591 (414 amino acids)
Biological process (GO): negative regulation of transcription by RNA polymerase II; regulation of cytokine production; regulation of immune system process
Source: RefSeq, a predicted model, not a curated record
CAGAGAUUAACGGUAAACAUGGACAAAGCUCUCUUUGUAUACUGAUUUCAAUGUCUUGACAAAGGCUUAUGCUUAAACCAAAAUACAGUAUAUAAUUAUCUAUUAAAAGAAGAUAAAGAGAAGACGUUUUUAUAAAAGACAUAUAUCUGAGAUUUAACCCACUGGAUACCAACAGUAAUAUACACACAGUGUCAUUAGAAGCCCAGUUGGCUGUACUGAACCUCUGCCAUACACUCAUAUGCUCCUGUUACUGUGAAGAUCACGUAUAAUACACGUCACAGUGUUUGCCAGUAAAGAAGAAACAUUAUAAGAAUAUCUGACUAAUUCAGUUGCGCUGAACAAGGCAAUGUCUGACAAGACAGAGAACCAAACCUUAGACGUUCCUGAUGCACAUGGAGUGUGUCUAGAGGAAAACCCGGGCACUGGGCUAUUAAAUGUGAAGGAAGAGGAUGAGACAGAUGACAUGAAUAGUCAUCAGCCUGAAAUACGUUGCUCCCUCCCUGCUGAUGAAGAUAACGCUGAUAUAGUGAAAGAUGAGAUAACAGAAGAUCUGUGUGUGAAGCAGGAGCUGGAAGCACCAGACGAGGAAACCAGUGACAGCAUCAGUUCAGAUGAAGAUAACGCUUAUAUAGGGAAAGUUGAGGUAACAGAAGAUCUGUGUAUGAGGCAUCAGAUAGGAGCAACAGAUGAAGAAACCAGUGACAGUAUCAGCCCUGACGAAGAUAAUGCUGAUAUAGUGAAAGUUGUGAUAUCAGAAGAUCUGUGUGUGAGUGAUCAUUUGAAGACUGAGGAGGAUGAAGUUCCUAUAAAUACGGCUACAGGUAGCUUCACAAACUGCAGCUAUCCUACUCAUGGUCAGAGUGUUGAUAUUUCUUUAAAACUUUAUCAAACUCAAAUAAACCUUGUGGAAAAUGUAUGUUCUGAAUGUGGGAAAUGUUUUAACAAAAAAUCAAAUCUUCUUAGACAUCAGAAAAUUCACACACGGGAGAAAGGAUUUUCGUGUUCUGAAUGUGGAAAAUGUUUUACUCUCAGAUCUUAUCUUAUUACACAUGAGAAAACUCAUACAGGAGAAGCGGCAAUUAUAUGUUCCGAAUGUGGGAAAUGUUUUUCCAGGAAAUCAAAUCUUUCUACUCAUCAGAAAAUUCAUACAGGAAAAAAGGCAUUUUCAUGUUCUGAAUGUGGGAAAAGUUUCACCCAGAAAUCAAGUCUUAUUAAGCACCAAAAUAUUCAUAAAGAUGAGAAAGCAGCAUUUUUAUGUCCUGAAUGUGGGAAAUGUUUUACUCUGAAAUCAUACCUUAUUGGUCAUCAGAAAAUUCAUACAGGAAACAAAGCAUUUUCGUGUGCUGACUGUGAAAAAUCUUUUUUUCUUAAAUCCGACCUUAUUAGACAUCAGAAAACUCAUACAGGAGAGAAAGAAUUUUCAUGUUUUGAAUGUGGGAAAAAUUUUACUCUGAAAUCACACCUUAUUACUCAUCAGAAAAUACAUACAGGAGAGAAGCCAUUUUCAUGUAUUGACUGUGGGAAAUGUUUUAUUCAGAAAAUACAACUUACUAAACAUCAGAAAGUUCAUGGUAGAAAAAAAACAUUUUAAUGUUCUGAAUGUAGGAGCUGUUUCUUAGGAAAUCAAAUCUUAAGAAUCCACAGCUUUGUACUACAUACCCUGCUUAAUAUAGUAGUGCUGAAGAUUGUUAGAUUGUCUCUGCUAAAUCUAGGUCAAUUUUAAAGAAUAUUAUAGUCAUUUAAAAAAACAGAACUGAUUAAAUGCUUACUAUGUGAUUGAUAUUAUUGUAAUGUACAUGUGUUUUAUACUUUUGAUCUAUUUUUAAUACAUAUAUUUUUUUUACUGUUA